This is a messenger RNA of Vicia faba (fava bean), 1017 nucleotides long. NCBI's taxonomy places the organism in Eukaryota, Viridiplantae, Streptophyta, Magnoliopsida, Fabales, Fabaceae. The record is from the annotation of a GenBank genome assembly.
AUGGCUGAAGAAGAUUCUAGAAACAUUGAUCUCUCUCUCGGAGAACCCAAAGAGGAACCGGAAUCUGAAGAUGGCUCCGCAAUAAAGGUGAUACCGAAGGCUAUGCCGGUGCAGACGGGUUUACCUAUGUCCAUGCAAGUGAACAAGACGUUAUUCCAAACUCAAACUCAGGCUCAAUACCAGGCCCAAGCCCAAGCCCAAGCCCAACUAUCGGUUCAAAAAAGAGCAUCCACUAAAGACCGUCACACAAAAGUGGAAGGUCGUGGCCGGAGGAUUCGAAUGCCUGCCACGUGUGCCGCUCGGAUCUUCCAACUCACCCGAGAACUCGGACAUAAAUCAGACGGCGAAACAAUCCGAUGGCUCCUCGAGCACGCCGAACCCGCCAUCAUUGCCGCCACCGGAACCGGCACCGUCCCCGCCAUCGCGAUGUCCGUCAACGGAACUCUCAAAAUCCCAACCACUUCCCCCAACAAGAACUCCGACCAGGAACAACAACAACAGCAAUCCGAAGACUCGCCUGAAAAAAAGAAACGCAAACGACCAGCGAACAGUGCUUACGUGGACAUAAACGAGAGCGCCGUUUCAGUUUCAGCAGGUUUAGUAACAACCUCCAACGUAAACACAAACAUGAAUAACACCGCGAUAAUUUCGCAACAAACUGCAAUUCCGUUACCGCAAAACAUGGUCCCUGUGUGGGCCAUACCAUCAAACACCGUUGUUCCAACCGGAAACGCGUUCUUUGUGGUCCCAGCGAAUCAGCCUCAGUUUUUCACAUUAGCUAGACCAAUCUCCGGUUUCGUUUCAUCCAUGAUAACUCCCGUAGUUCAACUCCAACAAGCCUCCACCUUAUCCAUCCCAUGUUCAACGUCACCGUCGUCAAAAUCUCCGGCGAGAGCCACCGUCAUGGCGCCGAGCACCGCCGCAACAACCACCCCGCGAACGUUGAGAGACUUUUCAUUGGAGAUUUAUGAUAGGCGAGAGCUUCAGUUAUUGUCGCGAUCUUCUUCCAAGCAUUGA